Somion occarium is the source of this 2956-nucleotide messenger RNA. The record is from the annotation of a GenBank genome assembly. Lineage: Eukaryota; Fungi; Basidiomycota; Agaricomycetes; Polyporales; Cerrenaceae.
UCGUCUCAUUGUUCACAACGGGCAUGUCCGCCAGUCAGCAGCCGACAGCAUCUUAAAGUCACUGUAAAGAGGAUCGGAACCUGAAGUCUUAAAAGCUGUUGCUCAAGAACAAGACAUAUUACCGGUGAACAGCGCUUGCAUCUGUUCCGAACUCUUCCCUGGUAUCUAUCCUUCCAAAGGCCAGCAGCAGGCCGGGCAGUCAAUAAUUCCUGCGAAGCAUCGAGCGAGGAGCCUGAAACAAUGUAAGUGUACCUGCCAUUUAUGAUUCGCUCGCCUAUGGAUCGGUAGAUCUGUACUUUAAAAUCUGCAAUUAUAAGCACCUCAUAUCUUGUUCCCUGACCGCCUGCACUCCCGACGCGGCCACUCUAAUGCAUCAGUGGCAAAUUGAACUCUUCAUGCCCUUGCACACCCACCGCAGGGCACGCUUUGCUCGUGCCCAUCUGCUUGUUCUCUUACCGCUGUCUUAAUUAUGUUCUUGCCUUCCACUUUGCUAUGAGUAGUUUGCUUGCCAUGAAUUCAUCUAGUGUGCUCGCUCCUAAACCUCGUCCUGCACGCUCACAAAUAUCCCUCUCAGCGUACGGCACUGCUGAACCCUUCAUUAGUGGUCCCUCCUCUACCACAGCUUACACGACGCUCGGCCAGGCGCUGAAUACAUCAGCAGACCCGCGUACCAAUCACCAAGUUUCUCCAGAUCCAACGCUCAACGCUCACAGGGCUCCUGCCAACAUGGCCUCCGACAGUCGAUACACGUACCAAACUUCGCAGGGACCAGUCCAGGCCCCUUAUCCUUACCCUUAUACUGGCGCAUCGUAUGAGGCGGCCUACACGGCGAAUCCGCCAAGAUCAGUCCGUAAUGAUUCUGCGCAUUCGCAGUCUCCUCAACAGACACCGCCUCCUCAACCUCCUUAUAAUACCCCACCUACUGGAUAUCCGCCACACCCGAAUUACCCACCUCCUGGUUUCGCUGUUCCUUCUUCAUCGCAAGCUCAAUGGACUACGGAAGGUUGGCAGUACCAGUAUUGGCAGGCCGGUCCCCAGCCUCCAGCGACCUCGCCGUAUCAACAUAAUGGCCGACCAGAUGCUCCACCUCAACCUGCAGCUCCUCCCGAGCGUCGCGCGCCGUCACCACCUCCAGCUCCCAAGACGGAAACACGGCGAACCGAGCGUUCACCACGACCGCUAGAAGCACCGCCGCAAAACAGCAGAACACGUAAAGCGAAGGAAUCAGAAAUAGCACCUGCGCCUCCAUCGCUACCGCCUGCCCAACCACCUCCAGGGUUGGACUUUGUUAAGUUAUUGGAAUCUUAUCGCAUUAUAAUUGAUUCGUCUUUGGCAAUAUCGAAUGAUACUCCUCAAGUACAACUGGCCCCCAAUCCCGAGGUUGUUGAGAAGAUGUUGGAGGCUGCUCGGUAUGGUUCCCAGGUAUUGGACUCAGCUGUUAUGCGGGCCGUGUCGGAAGUUUCCAGGGAGCUUGAGGACCGCAAGGAGAGUGUAGUUGAAGCUGAUGCGGCUGCAGCAUCGAAUGCCGAUCAGGCAACCGAAGGACAAACUUGUCUUGGCUGUAAUGCCACGUCUACUCCCGAGUGGCGUCGGGGCCCCAUGGGUCCGCGCACCCUAUGCAACGCGUGCGGGCUGGUUUAUGCCAAACUUAUUAAGAAGCGGUCUCGAGAACCUCGACGUUCUCGUGGUGGCAAGAAGGGCGGUAAAGCGACUCGUAAUGAGUCUGGACAGGUGUCAAGCGGGAGCGGGAGCGACGAUGAUUCUUAUGACUCUCAAGAACGACGUAGCGAAGCCGGAGAUCAUGGAGAAGGAGAUUGACGAGGCAAUGCGCGUGGUUUUAUGUGAUAUUUAUCGCCUCACUCGUGUGUCUCUUCCUACUCCCUCCUCCGCAUAACUUUUAACUCGUUUCUUUCCGUGACUCGGUUUCUUGGGUGUAUAACAUAGGGCAGAUACCAUACCUUCCUGUCUAUUUGAUAAUCCGCUGGGGAGUUUAGCCAACCCAUAGGCCUGUAGGCUAUCGCAUUGCUCGGCACCGCAUUAAUCAUAACGCGACUAUUACGCUCUUCCCAAAUCCAAUGUCUCCGGACGAUAACACACACGCCCUUCGUUGUCUUGCUCCCAUCUUGUUAUUACGCAGCCCCUGGUUUCUCAUCCGUGGGCUCGCGCCGUAUGAUCAUUUCUAGUUGCUUGCCCACUGCCCACACCUUCUAGAGGAUCAUGCCCCCUGUCUGUCAUCAGCUUGGGAGAAAAUGCUGAGCGAGACAAUCAUGAUAUUCUCCUGAUGAUGGAUGGACACACGGGCCGACAUGUUUCCCGUUGCGUGAUUUUAAUGUAAAGAUCCCAUGGUGCGUGCCAUAUAUCCUUAUAUGCCUUCGUUUGACCCUUGCUCUUUCCAUUGACUCCCAUUACUAAACAAGAAGCCGUUCCUGGACCUCACGAUAGGAGUUACGUUCAGGUCCGACUGGGUAUUGUACCCUGGAUCAGCCUGCCGUAUUCAUUCCCUUGGCAGCGCACGCUCAGGCUGCGCCUUCUCACCCACGCGCCGCAAUGUCCUGGUCUGUACUAUACUUCUUCUAACGUGAUAGACAACCACGAGCAAUUGCGUUAUGAACUCGACGACCGCAAUAACCAGAAAAGGCAUGUAUAUGGUAGAGGGUGUCCCUUGUGGGCCGGUCGACGUCGAUUAGGUUCGCGGAAUCCUUCCAAGUUUUCUCUGUGCUGCAUUUGACAAGUGUGGUGUCGUCGAUUGGACCGGAAGCAUCUGAUCGACGUCCAGAAGCUCCUUGACGGUGUCAUAUAACCUCACCAUUAAGAAACGCACAAUACGGUAGACAGAAGUAAGUGCUAUAUAAAAAUCGCUGAAACAAGAAAUGAAUAAGUUACAGAAACUACAGAGGAUCACCAAGUCCCGACCAUUAUAUGAUACAUACAUACUCGAAUAAUCUAUACGAUACAG